Triplophysa dalaica is the source of this 2868-nucleotide messenger RNA. It is a transcript of the gene gpr37l1a, whose product is annotated as G protein-coupled receptor 37 like 1a. Bases 352 to 1938 code for a protein of 528 amino acids. Gene Ontology annotation, molecular function: G protein-coupled peptide receptor activity. Gene Ontology annotation, cellular component: signaling receptor complex; plasma membrane. The transcript has 2 exons. Gene Ontology annotation, biological process: positive regulation of MAPK cascade; adenylate cyclase-inhibiting G protein-coupled receptor signaling pathway. NCBI's taxonomy places the organism in Eukaryota, Metazoa, Chordata, Actinopteri, Cypriniformes, Nemacheilidae. The record is from RefSeq and is a predicted model, not a curated record.
CAUUCUUGAGCAAAUUGCAUUGUUUUAAAAACGAACUGUCAUGAUAAAUGAAUAUGGAUUAAAAAGACCAAUAAUAGUCAUCUAUAAAUGUAGGCUAAAGUAUUGAGACUUUACAAAGUAUUUGUUUAUAUUUUGAUUUCCGAGUCUACCUUUAUUUUAUUUUGAUAUUGGCGCCUCUUGGCGUGCAUGUUUAACACUGUGUAUGUUUCUUAUAAAACAUGCUUUCGGCGCCCCCUGUGGCGCUCUUCUGCGUUGCACAUCUCCCCUUUUGCGCCACAAGGGGGCAGAUUUGAUUCCUGCCGCAUGAAUCGAGUGAAAAAGUUCAUCUGAGCUGGAGAAACUUCAUGUGAGAUGAGCAGAUGGAAACGGGCUCUCCUCAACAUCACUUCACGAGGCGCUGCUUAUCGUUUAACUUCACAAACUAAGCCGCUUUAUUCACAUCACAUGAUGAUGUUUAGAUUAUUAUUCUGUCUGGUGUUUGUUGGCUCAGCGCACGCGGAUAAACGCGCAGUGGAGAUGAAGAUGAGCCUGGUGGAGUCUUCCUCGCCCGCACUGGAUCACCCGAGCUCCACAUCAUCACACCAUCACCGCGAUGAGGAUCUCGCGACCCGAGCGCACCACCCCCCGAGAGUCCCACGCGGAUCUAAAUCAAAGCUGAAAGACCGACACCCGGUUCUUCACACCCACCAAUACACGAGACCCCAUCCCGACCCCGACGGGUUCUUCACGACACCCAGAACCUUCCACGGGUCACUGCGCGUGCACAACCCGUUAUACCCGGUGACGGAGGAGUCGUACAGCGCGUACGCGGUGAUGCUGCUGGCGCUCGUCGUGUUCUCCGUGGGCAUCGUGGGCAAUCUCGCGCUCAUGUGUAUCGUGUGGCACGACUAUUACCUGAAGAACACGUGGAACUGUGUGCUGGCCAGUGUGGCGUUCUGGGACUUCAUGGUUCUGUUCUUCUGUCUGCCUAUCGUCAUCUUCAAUGAGUUGACCAAGAGAAGACUCGCGGGUGACCUGUCGUGCAGAAUAGUGCCCUUCGUGGAGGUGACAUCUCUCGGUGUGACCACGUUCUCUCUGUGCGCUCUCAGCAUCGACCGCUUCCACGCGGUGACCAGCGUCCGGCCCCGGCCGCGUCAGAUCGAGGCCUGUCAAUCAAUCCUGGCCAAACUCUCUGUGAUCUGGGUGGGUUCUCUGGUGCUGGCGUCUCCAGAGCUGCUGAUGUGGCAGCUGGUGCAGGACGUUUCUCCGCACACGGGUCUCCCGCUGGACUCCUGCGGUCAGGAGCCGUCUGUCAAUCUGCCCGAGUCUCUGUACUCGCUCGUGCUGACGUACCAUCAGGCCCGGAUGUGGUGGACGUUCGGCUGUUUCUUCUGUCUGCCUCUUCUCUUUACCGCCGCCUGUCAGCUGCUUACACGUCACGUGACGGAUGAAAAUGCCAAGCAUGCCCGACCGUCCUCUUCCUCCUCCACCUCGUCACCCAAGAAACGGCAGCGGGCGCGUCGCGAGCGUCAGCUGACACGUACGGUAUUGGCGCUGGCGGUUGUAUACGCCACGUGUAGCUUACCAGAAAACGCCUGGAACAUCGUCCUGGCAUACGUGGGUGUGGAGGUGGGUGUGGCCACGCGGGCACUGCUGGCUCUGAUUGGUCAGUUCCUGUUGUUUGUGCGCGCUGGGGCCACGCCCGUUAUUCUGCUCUGCAUCUGUCGGUCUCUCGGGCAGGCGUUCAUGGACUGUUGCUGCUGUUGUUGCGAGGAGUGCAGGCCGGACCAGUCUUCAUCAUCAUCGUCUUCGUCCGCAUCCACCAACGCUACAGCCGUCUCGUCGUCACCUUCAUCUCAAGAGGAGAAACUGAAGAUCGUAUCCGGGGCGUCGCCCGCCGCAUUCUUUGAUCGAGUUAAAGAUGCUCCUGCCGAGCUGAUCAUCGGAACACCUUGUUAGAGAUUCUUCGGUUUAUAUCCGUGUCUAAACUGUGAAGGAUUUAUAUUCCGGUGAAGGAAUAGUUCACACAAAACCUUCCGUGGAAAAAGAUCCAGAAAUCACUCAAAUAGGAACUUCUUAGACAAUAAAUAAAUAGUAAAUCAUCAAACACAAUGUUUGAUUACAAUUUCGGAUCCCGGUCCAAACUUGUACUUAGUUACAAUAUCAACACAUAAAUUGUUAACUUAUAGCUGUUUUUGCAUCUUUAGUUUUUAGUUUUGACAGGAAUACACUGGGACAUGUGUUUUUUAUAUAUGCAAUCCAAAAAAAUUGCAGUUGAUCUGCAGCAUUCGAAUCUCAUUUACACUAAAUUCUGUCAAAUAAAAAAAAGUUUGUUUAUUUUUGUUUUCUGGUUCCAUCUCCAUUCAUAAAAACAAAUGUUUUUCAUUUUGCUGUUUUGUGUUUUACAUAUAUAUAUACAUAUCAACAAUAGUAGUCUGGUGUAAAAUGAUCUUGUCUUGUAUUAAUAAUUAAUAUUUUGUUCAUGAUGAGAUACGUUGUAUUGCUGGAUGGACAUUCACGCAAACUUGAAAACAUUUCAAUGCAUUUUAUUUGAUUUUUAAAUAUUGUUUUGAAAGCAAACGUAUUAAAUGGAGAAGAACGCUUGUAAAGGCAAGAUGACAAUUUGUGAUCUUUUGAAGAGAAGGUGUUGUCUGGAUAAUUGUGUUUUUGUGAAUCAUACAGUAUGUUUAUCAAAGUCUGUCUGAUGUCAAUCUGCUGGAGUUCCCUUUAUAAACUCUCAGACAAACCACUAGCCGUAAAACAUUCUUUUGUGAUUUUAACGUGUGAUUUAGAGGACGACCGUAAUACCUAAUCGUGACAUUGUAGCUGUGCAGAUCUUUAGCGUCAGGGUUUUUCUAUCUUUUCUACAAUAAAAGAGUUUGUGAUGUU